Molecule: messenger RNA, 492 nt
Organism: Gigantopelta aegis
Lineage: Eukaryota; Metazoa; Mollusca; Gastropoda; Neomphalida; Peltospiridae
Product: NADH dehydrogenase [ubiquinone] 1 alpha subcomplex subunit 2-like
Exons: 3
Coding region: 27-305 (92 amino acids)
Source: RefSeq, a predicted model, not a curated record
AAACUUUUAAAUGAACCCAAAAUAAGAUGGCAGCGACAAUUCGACUUGGUCAACAUCUUAAGGAACUUAGAAUACAUUUGUGCCAGAAAUCUGGACCCAGUAAAGGCGUUAGGGAUUUCAUUGAGAAGCACUAUGUGAAUCUGAAGAAGAACAAUCCCAAGUUUCCAAUACUAAUCCGGGAAUGCAGUGGAGUACAACCUAAACUGUAUGCUAGAUAUGAGUUUGGUAAAGAAUCGAGUCUGUCAUUAUCAGAUAUGUCGGCAGAUCAGGUGACAAAAGCAAUUGAAACACUAGCUAAACGAUGACCAGAUACCUGCAUUGUCAGCAUGUGUGUUUACUUUGAGACUCAAGUAGUGGAACCUAAUAUUUACUAUGUGAUGUAUUUAUCAGCUGGACAAAUUAUGCCAAUGGCCGUGUUGUACAUAAGGAAGACUCAUUCUGGUAUUUAUAGAGCUGUAAGAUGAUGAUUAAAAAUAGAGUGCAUUUUGUUUA